This is a messenger RNA of Saxophila tyrrhenica, 777 nucleotides long. RefSeq lists its product as uncharacterized. Bases 1 to 777 code for a protein of 258 amino acids. The record is from RefSeq and is a predicted model, not a curated record. The transcript has a single exon. NCBI's taxonomy places the organism in Eukaryota, Fungi, Ascomycota, Dothideomycetes, Mycosphaerellales, Extremaceae.
AUGGCAACAUACGCAGUCCUGGGAUCAACAGGAACAGUCGGCGGCAGUGUGAUUGAGGAACUUCUGAAGUCGCCUGCUCGACAUAUCUAUGCCUACGCAAGAUCGACGAAGAAACUCUUCACCCUCCACCCUGACUGGGAGAAGUCACCGAACCUCGACGCCUACGAAGGUACACUGCAAGAUAUCGAAACCUUGGCCGACUGCAUCUCAGGCACCAAAGCAGUCUUCAUGUGCGCAGCAACGGCAGAAAACCAACCAGGAUGCGAUGUUGCACGACAGCAAGCGAAAAGCGUCGUCAAAGCACUAGACGAGCUUCGCAUUCGAGAGCCACAGGCACAACUACCGCAGCUCGUUGUCCUGUCCUCUUCAACUCUGGAACCACAUCUCACGAGGGACCUGCCAGCUCUCUUCCAUUGGCUUCUCGUCCGUGCCGGAUCUCACAUCUACGCUGAUCUUGAGCUUGCGGAGCAGUUCCUUCGGUCCAGGGACGACAUCAAGCAGGUCUACAUCAAGCCUGGUGGGCUAGUGCAAGAUAUACCGCAUGGUCAUCAACUGAGUACCGAGCGGCAGCAGACGUUUCUCAGUUUCGUCGAUCUCGCCGCAGGCAUGGUGGAGGUGGCUGAAGCUGGUGAUCAGUACGAUCUGAAGAACAUCAGCGUCAUACCGGCAACAGAGGGGACGAGGAUUGAGUGGGGAGUGCCUUACUACUUGUUCAAAGGACUCUUGAUCCAUUGGCUGCCUGGCCUCUAUCCGUAUAUCUCCAACUGGUUGCCGUAG